AUGACGCCAGCUCCCACAGGCUCGCAUCAACGCACCGUGUACAUUGCGCACAACAAGGUGGAGACAGGCCCAGAGGCACUCGCAUUGCAGCACCAGCUAUGUACCUUAUUCAAUCACAAGGUGAUCGCCAGUCCCGCACGACGAAACGAUCCGGAGGCGGCCACGGCAGCGUGCGCGGGCAUUCAGGCUGCAGAUGUGAUUGUGCUGCUCGGAUCGAAGCUCUUGGGCCAGCGAACCUCCGACAUCUUCAGCAGUCACGACGAGCUGCGCUACAUUCUGCAAGCCAGCAUACCGAUCGUGCUCGUGCACAUGUGCCACCGCUUCAAGUACCGCACCAGCCAACACGUUCUCUCCAUCUCUCGCUCGCACUCGUGCGCCUGGCUGCCGCACACUCUAUCGGCGUCGCUGGACGCUCGGAAAACGCCGCCACAACAGGUCCUGCAUACCAUCAAGUCGGCGCUCACAAGAAGAAGAGCAGUCAGUACCCGUGGCAUCCUCCCUCUCCCUCCCAGGGUUCCUACGCCGCAACAACAGGAAACCCUCACCGCCUUCUCCACGACGACCACACUGUCAACAUUGUACGAAGAUGCCGAGACCAGCAGCGUGGACACCGGCGACGACGGCGAAAGGGGCAUUGCAAAGCCUUGCACGGGUGAGGUGGACAGCGACUCGCAGGCCUGCGUCCAUCGCCUCCUGAGUGAUAUCCAAAAGCACAUGUCUCGGCCAGAAGAAGCGACGGCCGCGCUAGCCGCCCUUGUUGCCUGCAGCAUCGAGAGCCCCACCAGCAUUGUGCGCUGUGUUGCGCGGGAUCAACUUGCCGUGAACACCGUUCUUGGUGCCAUGCGUGCCCAUCCGCGCGUUCGCGAGUUGCAGCGGCUCGGCUGCCGCAUCCUCGACUCUGUCGUAUCGUUUCUCUUCACCGCACGCAAGCAGCGCCAACAUCAUCAGCAGCGGCAGCUGGACACCGACACCCACGAUGUGCGCCGCCUGCUGCGGGAACGCGCCUCUGAGCCUGUGCUCGCGGCAAUGUGGCACCACCAAGGAGACGAGGCCAUCCAAGCUUACGGCUGCGGGGUCCUCCGACGGCUCGUCCGAGACCCUGACGUGCAACACGGGCCAUUGCUGCGCGUCGGCAUGCUCGCCGCCGUCGCCACCGCCAUGCAUACGCAUACGCCCUGCAAGGUCCUGACCAAGCUUACACUGACCAGCGACAAGGGCGACGCGCUCGUGCGCGAGAUUGUUGACCUUGGCAUUCUGGAAGCCUUGGCUGAGGCGCUGCAGUGCCACCCGACGGACGCCGCCGUCGUGCGGGCCGCAUGUCAGUUCUCUCAAGUGCUGCUGCAGGCCCUCUGUACGCCCUCAGACAGGACAGUUCUGCCGGACGUGAGCGAUGCGUCCAAACUCGUACAAGCAGCUGCAAGGUUGGCUUUGGUUGUUGACCUCUGCGACGCAGACGCGCUUAAGCUCCCGACAGCCUGA
Messenger RNA from Salpingoeca rosetta, 1479 nucleotides. RefSeq lists its product as uncharacterized. Lineage: Eukaryota; Choanoflagellata; Craspedida; Salpingoecidae. The record is from RefSeq and is a predicted model, not a curated record. Bases 1 to 1479 code for a protein of 492 amino acids. The transcript is spliced from 2 exons.